Fukomys damarensis (Damara mole-rat) is the source of this 960-nucleotide messenger RNA. It is a transcript of the gene Fam162a, whose product is annotated as family with sequence similarity 162 member A. Bases 87 to 554 code for a protein of 155 amino acids. Gene Ontology annotation, cellular component: mitochondrion. The record is from RefSeq and is a predicted model, not a curated record. Gene Ontology annotation, biological process: positive regulation of release of cytochrome c from mitochondria; neuron apoptotic process; cellular response to hypoxia. The transcript is spliced from 5 exons. NCBI's taxonomy places the organism in Eukaryota, Metazoa, Chordata, Mammalia, Rodentia, Bathyergidae.
CCUUCCCACGCGGCGCUCGGUGACAUUGAGCGCUCUAGCGCCGCCGCCUCCUAGCUGGGAGCUGUGCAGUCUGCGGAGCGGCGGCCAUGUGGAGCCUGCGCAGCUUUCGCCUGGCGGCGGGAAAUUUUUUUAGGUUAUAUGAAAGCAAUGCUUCCUCAUCACUAAGGUUUACCAGAAACUCUGAUUUGAAGAGACUGAAUGGAUUUUGCACAAAACCACAGGAAAGUCCCAAAACUCUGACCAAUUCUUACAGCCACAGAGUGCCACUGCACAAACCCACGGACUGGGAAAAGAAGAUCCUGAUAUGGUCAGGUCGCUUCAAAAGCAAGGACCAAAUUCCAGAGACUAUCUCGUUUGAGAUGCUUGAUGCUGCGAAGAACAAGGUACGGGUGAAGAUCAGCUACAUAAUGAUUGCCCUGACGGUGCUAGGAUGUAUCAUGAUGGUUAUUGAGGGCAAGAAGGCUGCCAAAAGAAAUGAGUCUUUAACAAGCUUGAACUUAGAAAGGAAAGCUCGUCUGAGAGAGGAAGAAGCUAUGAAGGCCAAAACAGAGUAACAGAAGUCUCCGUGCUGGCUGGACUGUGAACAUCCAGGAAUAAUGCAGCAACUGCCUGUGCUGAAAAGAAUGUGGUAUGACGACCCACCUCCUAAAUGUAGGUCUUACACAAGCUUAUACCAGUUCCCUGUAGAGGUACAAAUAAAUUUUCUUAAAGAACAACUUGUCUGCUUUUAUAGCUUUGAUCCAAGUAAAAUGCACUCUCAGCUUUUCAGGGGAAAUGAAAAUUGAUACAACUUCAAUAUUAAUGUUUUUUAGACAAUUUGGUACCAUAUCUUACUUUAUUCCAGUUAUUACGAAAGUGACAUCUCUCCAGGAGCCAAAAUAGUUUCAUUAUUUCUCUAUUACUUUUUUUUUUUGUAUUGGAAAUUGAAUUCAGGGCCUUUGCACUGGUCUAUAUCCCCAU